AUGGGAAGGUCAAAAAAUCAUUCCAAGGGUAGCAGUAGUUCCCAGAAGACAGGAUCCGGUUUGAGCCACUUUACUUUGAUGGCGUCUAUUAUGACUGAAUCUUUAGUGCAAAAGUUAAUCAGGGAGAUUCAAGAUCACAGCUACUAUCAUAAAUUCAUAAUUACUAAUAUUUCGAAGGAUCACGCUUCAAGGAGAAAUAUUUUAAAAUCAAUAAUGGAUGUAGUAAAGAUUGACACAUUCCAGCCCCUUAAUUUUUAUGCAUCAUCGCAAUCCUGUUCAUUUAUAGCGACAUCUUGUUUAGAUGUUAUAAUGAAAAUAAUUUCCCAUAGGUUUAAGAUACCAGACUGCAGCGAUAGAACAAGAUGUUUUGAGUUCACUAUAUUAGUCAACUUUGUGGAAGUAAAAAAACAACAAGUUAGAAGAUUCGAUGGUCAUCAUCUUUGGAGUGUAAUAGAUAAAAGGAGAACUAAUUAUACCGUAAAUUUAGACAACUUUUGUGAAGAGUCAGGUUUAGAUCAUUUCUACCUAUUAGAAGACAAUAGAACUUUGUUUAUAAUACUUCAGUAUAUUGCCAAAUGGAACCCCAAUGAGGUUAUUCUAUCGAACAAUUACAUAUCUGACUUAACGCAUUUUGUUCUAUUGAGCGAAAGUGUGACAUAUUUAGAUUUAAACAAUAAUUUGAUAAAAGAUGUAGAAUCCUUACAAAUAUUGAGUUUAUUCAGAGGAUUAAAAACAUUAGACUUACGCGGCAAUCCUGUGUGUACUCGGUUUGCCGAUGCUUGGAAAUAUCGUUAUGAAAUAUUGAGAAUUUGUCCAAAUUUACGUAUAUUGGAUGGUGCGCCGGCUUACGAAAAUUCAAAUUUACAGUACAAAAAAAAUUUUGUGUGUUCCGAAGGUGCUGAGGAUCUAGCAUCCGUAUUCCUCGAACAUUUCUUUACUUUAUACGAUUCUCCCGACAGAUCUGGACUGAUUCCAUUAUACAACAGUCAUGCUCUCUUUUCAGUAACUGCUACUAUCAUCCCGAAUCAAGAAAAUUCAAACUCAGUAGAUUUAAGACAUUAUGGCCUAAACAGUCCUUACGCUGUUAGUAAGAUGACGGACAUAAUAAAGCUUUUCGCUGAAUUUCCUAGAUCAUACCAUGAUCCGUAUCCCAUGGUUUGUGACGUAGUAUUAUUUACGAGAAACACUGCUUGUCUUACAGUCUGUGGAAUAUUCAGGGAACUGAAUCAAGUACUGUCGUUCACAAGAAGUUUCUUUUUCUGGCGUAUAGGAGAUUUAUUUCGUAUUACAAAUGAACAGCUGCACGUCAGCAAUGCGACAGAUUUUCAGAUGGGUUGGAGUUUUGCCUUUCCUGUGGAUGUGAAAUAUUUUGGUAACCCACUACCGUAUUACUUCGAGCAGUACGAUAGACUUGAGCAAGUAGUAUGUAAAAUAACAAAGAUGAAUGUGAUAUAUGCAAGAAAAUAUCUGGACAUCAUACUGUCUAGCUACGGAAAGCUCGAAACAGAAGUGGAAGAUCAAGUAAAUAGAGCAAACAAAGCUGCAGCUUUUGAAGUUGUACUUCUUUGGGUGCAAUUGGGAAAAAUGUCGCUUAACAAGUACCUUCGACAAAAAGUCUUGGAAAAAAAUAGUCUUACCGUAAAAACAACUUGGAUGACUCUCAACAAAGAACGCAUAAAAUCUUCAAACGACGCACUACCUGAAACAAAUUCGACGAUAGAAAAAUUGUACAGAACUUCUAAAUCUACCAAAAGUACAUCUAAAACCAAAGCCAGUAAGGUUCAGUCAAAUAUAAUUGAAGUUACAGUUUUCCCUCGUUGUGUAACACAGAAAAGUCUUAAUAAAAUGGCGCCACGGCACACUCAAAAAGAACCGUCGUUCAUAAUGUCUGCACCUUCCAAAGAAGCCGUCAAAGAUGCACCCAGUAUUUCUAGAGAUGCACCCAGUACUUCUAGAGAUGCACCCAGUACUUCUAGAGAUGCACCCAGUACUUCUAGAGAUGCUAUAGCAAAGGUUGAUCCUUUGCUUCAUUUGGCAAAUCGCAUGGCUAAAGACAAAGAACUGGCUCUCAAAGCUAUCGAAGAUCUGAAAGCGAAAGAAAAAUCGGCAAAUCCGGUGGUGUCAAAUCCGAUGGUUGGUUCCACUUCCAAUUUGAAACAGAGAUCUAAAGAAGGGCUCCAAGAUUCUAUUUCAAGAGGAAAUUCAGCAUCUUCAAGUAAACAAUUGGGGUCGGAGUCAACUAGUCGUCAAUCAGAUCAAAAAGGAAAGUUGGGGAAUGAAGUUACAUCUGGAAAAUAUAAUAGACGCGAUGAGCAAAAACCAUCAACGAGUGUAACACCAGUUGUCAAGGGUACGAUUAAUAAUGAUAUGAUUCAGAAGAUAAAAGAAAACAUACAGAAAGAAAAAGCGUGCACCGAGAAGUUAAAAUCUAUGACAUUCGAAAAAGAAAAAAGAAUAGCAUUUUUCGAAAACAAAAACAAAGUAUUUACAGACGAAUUCAGAAAUUAUUUUACCGAAGACAGAGACGGAGACCCUAUCGAUGUAGAACUCAUACUGUCAUCUACAGACACUGAAGUCGGACAGUCGGAAGAGCCUAAAGGGAAAAAAUUUAGGACUAGAAAAAAAAGAAAAUCUAAAGCCGCUAGAGCCAGAGCUAGACGUAAACUUGAGGAACAAGGUGUAAGCGCUAAAGUAGGAAAAAAGACUAAAAAGGUUAAAAAGUCUUUUAGAUACUUUAACAAAAAAAUACCUGAAGACAGUCUGACAGCUGGCUUUAAAGAUUCUCCAGCAGUUACUGAGAAAGAAUCUAAUCCUGCUAAUGUAAAACAGUCUCAACUAGAUGAUGUAAAACAGUCUCAACUAGAUGACGUAAAACAGUCUCAACUAGAUGAUGUAAAACAGUCUCAACUAGAUGAUGUAAAACAGUCUCAACUAGAUGAUGUAAAAAAACAGUCUCAAAUAACUAACCUUAAGGAAUCACACGUACUGUCCGAACCACCCAAUACCGGAAAACUGGGAUCCACUGCUGAAAAAGAAGAGAAAGUUCAACAAUUGGAAGUUGCAAGUGCAUCUAAAGAAAAUCUGGACACCGAAACAAAUUCAUCAACAUCUCAAACUGUUGAAGUUUCUGGAGAAUUAAAAAGAUCUGUCGAAGAUGCAGAAGACCCCGCUGUCAAAAAGCUAAAAUUGACGACGGAUACAACUACAGGUCACAAUCUCGAAAACGUCAAAACGGAAAUUGUUCCCGAAAAAAUAGAAACUGCAACUGAAGAAAAAAUAGAACAGACAGGUCAAAAUCUCGAAAACGUCAAAACGGAAAUUGUUCCCGAACAAAUAGAAACUGCAACCGAAGAAAAAAUGGAACAAACAGGUGAAUCCCAGAUCGGAAACGCAUUCAAACGUCCACGUCCAAAAUUAAAAACCAAACAAUUGUCGAGUAUAAAGAGAAAACAAAAAGUUGACUUUAAACAAGCGAAAUGUUUUAUUCCUGACUUCAAACGACAACUAGUUGUCAUUUUGCAUAGAAUGACAAUAGAGGAAAUUAAAGCGAUGGUACCACAUCAAAAUUUACCGUCCCAUUUUAUUGAAUUUACUGAAGAAAAAAAAGCUCAAGAUGUCAUACCAAAACCUACAGAAAAGGCUGAACCAACUGUGGAAAUGAAACCACUUAAAAUUCUGCUUUCUAAAAUAUCUGUUGAUGAUAUUAAGGAAGCAUCUUCAAGGGCAUCAUCUCAGCCAACGGAGGAGGAUAAUAUGACAGAUAAUAUAACUACAUCUACAAUAAAUCCUGUAGAAAGUAACCCACCCACAUCUUUCCAAAUAGUUAAGCAAGAGACAACCAGUAUUACUAAAACAGAUGAUGCAGAACAAAACUUGAUAGAAUUAGCACCUCCGCAAAUUAAGAAGGAGACUGAAAUUGAAACUGUCUCUGCAAUACAUCCUAUCGAAAGUGACCUACCUACAGCGGUGUCUCAGGAAGAGACAACCAGUAAUACGAAAUCGCAUCAAGUAGAACAAAAUCGAUUAAGUCCAGCACUUCGAUCACGUGGAAAGAAAGGAAAAAAUAAAUUAAACGUCAAGUCAUCACCUGCUAAACAUCUACUACCUAAAACAUCAGUACAACCAACUGAAAUGACGGAUCGUGAUGUUACUUCUAUAUUUAAUCCCGUAGAAAACAAACUUCACUCAAAAUUUAAGAUACCGAAGUUAUCUGAAAAAAUUGCUGAUUUGAAUUCUGGUAAAACUGCUAAAGGUAAAAAGAAUAAAGAAAGUAGGUCUGUUUUGCAGAACUAUAGUGAGGACGACUUGAGUUAUGAGAAAAGAAAUGUUCAACGUAUAACAGCUAAUAAAGCGAAACAAAAUGAAGAUGGAUGUUGUAGUGCCACUUCUUCGGAACGUCAAAUGUUAGACAAUGAAGAAAUCAGAAGUAUCAAAAAUGAUGUUAAACACGAAGAUAAAAAAUUAUUGAAAAAAACUAAUAAAAAAACACAAAUGAAAAUUUCUACACCAGAUAGCAAAAUUAAAAAAUUAAUUAAGGAGGAAGUUGAUACAGUAGAAAUAGAGGACAUUAAAAGUACGAAUUUUGAUCAGAUUAAAACACAAAAUAUAAAACUAAAUUUAAUAUCAAAAUUUAAAACUUCACCAAAACAACAAAUUCACGAAAGCGAUGAGGAAAUUAUAGCUAUUGCAGAGGUAAACAGUGACACUACAUCAGUUACUGAUGGUUUGGGUACAAAUAUAACAGUUAAAGAUGAAAAAUCGCAAAAUAUUUUUGAGAGUAGCAAAACACCUGAAAUACAAACUGAAAAAGCAUUACCAACUGAAGCUAGUAAGGAUUCGACUUCUGCAGCUGAUAAAUCAGAUGAAGAGGAUACUAAAGAAAUUUCCUUUCUAAAUAUGGAAGUAAACGCUUCUUCUGACGAGGAUGAUGGCGAUAUAUUAAGUUUUCUUAAAGAUUAG
This is a messenger RNA of Diabrotica balteata, 4959 nucleotides long. The record is from the annotation of a GenBank genome assembly. Lineage: Eukaryota; Metazoa; Arthropoda; Insecta; Coleoptera; Chrysomelidae.